Molecule: messenger RNA, 628 nt
Organism: Catharus ustulatus (Swainson's thrush)
Lineage: Eukaryota; Metazoa; Chordata; Aves; Passeriformes; Turdidae
Gene: TRMT112
Product: tRNA methyltransferase activator subunit 11-2
Exons: 4
Coding region: 38-415 (125 amino acids)
Biological process (GO): tRNA methylation; rRNA (guanine-N7)-methylation; peptidyl-glutamine methylation
Molecular function (GO): protein heterodimerization activity
Source: RefSeq, a predicted model, not a curated record
GAACCAGAAGCGCCACACCGGAAGCGGAAGCGGCGCCAUGAAGCUGCUCACCCACAACCUGCUGAGCUCGCACGUGCCGGGGCUGCGGCCCGGGGGCGGCUUCCCCCUGCGCAUCGAGGCCGCCGAGGUUCGGGUCCGCCCGGUUCCGUUCAACGCCGCCUUCGUGUCCCGCCUGGUGCCGCGGCUGCGCUGGGACGCGCUGAGGGAGGCGGCCGAGAGCCUGGGGCACCCCUCGGAGCUGCCCCCCGAGCCCCUCCCCAACUACGAGGGGGACGAGGAAUUCCUGCGGCGCCUCCACCACGUCCUGCUCGAGGUGGAGGUGCUGGAGGGGGCCCUGCAGUGCCCGGACUCGGGGCGGCGUUUCCCCAUCUCCAGGGGGGUUCCCAACAUGCUGCUGACUGAGGAUGAGGCCUGAGGGGGGGUCAGGACCCCCCAAUUUAUGGGGGGGGGUCCUCAAAAUGGGGCUGAGACCCUUCCCCACAAGAAAGGAUCGUUGGGAGUGUGGGAAAACCUCGAAUUCCCACGGGAAAACCCCAGAAUUCCUAUGGAAAACCCUGAAUUUCCACAGAAAAACCCCAAAAUUCCCACGGGAAAAUCCUGAAUUUCCACCAAAAAACCCAAAUUCUCA